This is a messenger RNA of Cheilinus undulatus (humphead wrasse), 1599 nucleotides long. It is a transcript of the gene pecr, whose product is annotated as peroxisomal trans-2-enoyl-CoA reductase. Gene Ontology annotation, molecular function: trans-2-enoyl-CoA reductase (NADPH) activity. The record is from RefSeq and is a predicted model, not a curated record. The transcript has 8 exons. The coding region runs from base 28 to 924 and encodes 298 amino acids. Gene Ontology annotation, cellular component: peroxisome. Gene Ontology annotation, biological process: phytol metabolic process. Lineage: Eukaryota; Metazoa; Chordata; Actinopteri; Labriformes; Labridae.
UCCUCCUCAGAGGGUCAAGAAACAAACAUGGCGGCGUCCAGUGUUUUCAAACCUGGUUUGUUUAAUCAUAAAGUAGCAAUAGUUACAGGUGGAGGAACCGGUAUCGGUAAAGCAAUCUCGACAGAGCUUCUGGAGCUCGGCUGCAGUGUGGUGAUCUCCAGCAGGAAGAGGGAGAGGUUGGAGGCUGCAGCUAAAGAGAUGACACAGAAAAUCCCUCCAACCAGCCCAGCUUGUGUCACUCCUCUGCAAUGUAACAUCAGAAACGAAGAUGAGGUGAAAGCUCUCGUAUCCACAGUGCUGAAGAAAUAUGGCAGGAUAGACUUUCUGGUGAACAAUGGAGGAGGUCAGUUCAGCAGCCCUGCAGAGCACAUUUCCUCUAAAGGCUGGAAAGCUGUGAUUGACACAAAUCUUACCGGGACCUUCCACUGCUGUCAGCAAGUUUACACUGCAUGGAUGAAACAGCACGGAGGAGUGAUCGUCAACAUCAUUGCUGACAUGUGGAAUGGCUUCCCGGGCAUGUCGCACACAGGAGCAGCGAGGGCAGCAGUGGACAAUUUAACUAAAACUUUGGCCAUCGAGUGGGCAGAAUCAGGAGUCCGAGUCAACGCUGUCGCUCCUGGAACUAUCUUCUCUAAGACUGCGAUGGAGAACUACAAGGAGUAUGGACCAGAACUGUUCAAGAUGUCUGUCCCAUUCAGUCCUGCAAAGAGGCUCGGGGUACCAGAGGAGAUCUCGUCAACAGUGUGUUUCCUGCUCUCUCCUGCUGCCUCCUAUGUCUCUGGAGCCACCCUGAGGGUCGAUGCAGGACAGAGUCUGUACCGCUCCAUAUGGGAGAUACCCGACCACAGUGCAUGGCCUGAGGCUCCAGAGGGGGAGAACAUGGAGGCCCUGAAGGAGCUGCUCAACCCAAAAAGCAAACUCUAAUUCACUCUAAUUACAGUUUAUCAAACGUGUAUGAAUGGACAUAAGUUUCAUGUAUGCCAAGAUCUGCUCUGUCAGAGAAACAAGUUACUACAGUGGUCUUGAUUGUAAAGUAUUGUGAUCUGUUUUAAAAUCAUGUAUAUAAUUGUAUGUAAGUAACAGCAACAUUUCUGAUUAGAUUCCUGGAUCAUCUGCUGUGAUGUUGAUUCUUUUAUAGUGCCUCAUUUGGUUGGUAAACUGAGGUUUACUACUCAAAUACAGCAAUGAUCUUUCUAAAAAGAGCCAUUAAAAACAAACCAUAGACACAGGGCUGCUAAAAGAUAUAAGCACCUUGUUUUAUAGUGUCACUGAGGCUGCAUCAGGAGUUGAAAAAAAUAAGAUCUUCAUUAGUUUUCUUGCCCUCAUGUUGACCUUUUAUCAUGCCUUCUGUGUUUUUUUUCAAUGGGCUCAGUCAUGAAAUUCUUUAGUUUGCUGUCGCCUUUCAUCGUCUGUCUUUUGAAAACAGCAGUUAUGAUGAUACAGUUUGUCAUUUUGACAUCUUAUUGAUCUUAUGUAUUACAAAGCACAGCUUCAUUGAUAACAAAUACUGUGACACAUUUUCUUUACAUAUAAAUCUUUAGGAGUGUACAGAAAAAUAGGUUAUUUUAUAAUUAAAAGCUUCAAAUAACUUACAAUUAA